AUGGGUAUACCGCACUUGACGCGCUCGCUGUCACCCUACGGCGACAAAGUCGUCCUUCCACAAAAUCCUGCGGAUGACCAGAAUGCCAUCAUCGAUGGCCCUAGUCUGGCAUAUCAUGUCUUCUAUGUGUGCAUAGCUCGUAGAACAGGUGCUAGGAAUGCUCUAGAUGCCACUCCGACAUAUCAAGAACUAGGCCAGGCCGCCGUGAACUGGCUCGAGCAGAUCGAGACAUACGGACUGAAAAUCAAAUCCGUGUUUUUCGAUGGAUUGUUGCCAUUGUCCAAACAGAGUACGAGAUUGUCUAGGCUACAGAGCUAUGCCAACCAGCUUGUUACUUUCAAGGCGCUGAACAAGGAGGAUUUACCUUCUCGCAUGGAAAAUGUUCAAUCUUCCAAGUCCGACGUCUUGAGUGCUGUCGUCUCUUCCAAUCGACUCAAGGCUCUGCCUGCACCUCCAUUCCUGGUCCCUUCAGUAAUAGAAAUGCUUCUGGAAAGUCGUUUCGAUUUUCUGGUCUCGGUCAUUCCUGGUGAGGCGGAUGCAUACUGUGCAGAGGCUGCUAGACAGUGUGGUGGUGUCAUCUUCACGAGCGACUCGGAUCUGCUAGUACACGACCUGGGAGAAUCUGGAAAGGUGAUUCUCUUCCGAGAUCUCGAAACCAUUCAUCUACCAAGCCGAGGAAAAUGCCUAAAAACUCAGGAGUACCGUCCAGCUGCCAUUGCUAGGCGGUUCGAGCUGCUAAAUCUGGUCAAAUUGGCCUUCUUCAUGUCCCAGGAUCAUCACAAGAGUCUCACUGAGAACAUUAGGCUCGCAGCAAAGGACACACCAAUGUCAGCUGGUUUUGCAGAGUUCGCAGAAGAGUAUGGAUCUUUACCCGAGUUGUCCAAAUUGGCCAUGGCAGGAAUGGCUUAUGAGGCAAAAACAUCGAAAGCACUUGCUCGUCUGGAUCCAAGGAUAUCGGAGAUCGUCCAUCUAGUCCGCGUAAAGGAUAACCAAGAGGCACCGUCAGAUCUGCAGGAUUCCGAGGAUCUGAACAUGUAUCUUCCAUUCGUUAUUGACGACCCGACUCGAACAUCUGCCUGGCGGUCUGGUGUCUCAAUCCGAGCUCAGGCGUAUUCGUUGUUACGUGUGCUGAACUCGAGCAUCACUCAAGUCACCGAAUUCGAGCGAAAAGGCACUCGUGUGGCAGGAACGGUUGUUGAGCUCGACACCACAUCCAGCCCGAGCACUGUACUCGAAGAGUGUCUGAAGUCUCUACAGCAAGAUCUAGAACACAACUCAUCACUAUCCAGAGCAGCAAGAUGGCGUGCUGUGGCAGUGAAGCUUGUCUGUCAAUCCAAUCUUGACAACGAUAAGCCUCCACCACUCAGCGGUGAUAUCAGCAGACUUGUCACAGGCACGCGAGAAGGUAUACUAUCCUGGUCUUUCAUUCACGCAAGUGGACAAAUGCAAGCAGCGCUCUACUCCCUCCGAAUGCUGUCCCAAAUUUCCACCAUUGCAUUCAGCAUCCUCGAAUCUACCAAUCACGAAAUCAUCCCAUCAUUACACAGCCUCAUCACUUUACUCAGUGAUUUACCCACCCUGAGGGAACUCUUGGAUGAGAAGACAGCAAAAAUCGACGGCGAGGCCGAGGCUGCUAGAGCAGCCGUGCUGAGCACAUUACAAGGUCUAGGUAUAUCGCAAGACACCACGGAAACAUCAAUCAAGAAGAAGAAGAAGAGAAAGAAGAAGGGCGAGCACACUGGUGAUCGCUCACCGCCAGGCGUAGCAUGGAAAUCCAACAACAUGUUCAGCAAUCUCGUACAGAAAGACUAG
This is a messenger RNA of Aureobasidium namibiae CBS 147.97, 1812 nucleotides long. RefSeq lists its product as uncharacterized. Bases 1 to 1812 code for a protein of 603 amino acids. The record is from RefSeq and is a predicted model, not a curated record. The transcript is spliced from 2 exons. Lineage: Eukaryota; Fungi; Ascomycota; Dothideomycetes; Dothideales; Saccotheciaceae.